CAAAAAUCAUACCAUAAAAUAAAGAGGACAAUUAAUAAUAAUAAAAAAAUAACAAGUAAUUGUCAAUUUCAUUUUAAAACAAGAAUAGACACUCAAGGAAAAGAGUGAAACUUUGGAAAUCACUGGGUAAAUCAUUUAUGAUAUUAGUAUUUCCAAAAUUGUAUUAGUAUUAUCAAAACAUGCAUCCAAGUAUUUUAGACCAAACAAAUUGUUUUUGUAACUGUCCUUUGAUACAAAUGCUGUUGUUCUCAAACUAAAUUGACCUGUUAUAAUUUAAAGGAACACUUCUAUGAUGGGGAAAGUGGCAGUGGUUACUUAGCGUGGAGGCUUAAAACCAUCCAGAGGAGUAGCACCUCAUCAGAGGGGAGAAGAUCAUCAACUCAGCUGACUGGGGGUGGACCAACAGACAGAAGAGAAGCUUCAUUCAACCCUGAAGUGACUCUAAGCGAAGAGCAAUGUAAGGAAGCCAUUUCCUUCAUGAAAUAUUCUUCUGACGAGGCCACUAUCAAGAACAAGAUGAAGAUGACAUUUGAUUAUCGUCGCAAGAUGGUCCUGGAUGAAGAAAGAUCAUCUGAUGUCUUGACUGAAUUUCCUCGCUUCAGAGAUGUCAAAGGCUUGAUCGACCAAGACUUCAUUCUGGAAUUUGGAGAAGAUACAGCUUCCAAGUUUUUGGAGAGGUGGCCAACUGUUUUCAAGCAAAAAGUCAUCCAGCUGAGCAAGACUCUCCCUACUUCAGCUGAGCUUGAAGAACUGAUCUACUGGGCUGAAGGCGCAUCAGAUGAGGAGGAUUUGGAGCAGACCCUUAACUCUGGCUGGGACAGUGAUCUUGCUUCCAUCAUUCUCCUGCUCCACCUGAUUCCUCCUGCCUGUCAAGGUCGCAAAAGACCUGGCAAGGUUUCUGCAUCCCAAGCUGAGAAGCACCUUGUGGUCUUCAAAAAGAGUGGAACAAGCAUUCAGGAACAUGUCGAUGCCAUCAGCUCCUCUACGCAACCUUAUCUACUUGCUGUUGGGACAAAGAGGAGCACCAUCCACAGCUUUUUCAUUGUUCUGGACAAGCAGGUCAUACCAUGCAA
Molecule: messenger RNA, 1073 nt
Organism: Austrofundulus limnaeus
Lineage: Eukaryota; Metazoa; Chordata; Actinopteri; Cyprinodontiformes; Rivulidae
Source: RefSeq, a predicted model, not a curated record